CUACUUUAUAGAAUAACAUUUUAUUUGUCGUGUAUGAAUUACUAACCAUUGCUGAUGGACAAAAAUACCACCUGCACUGCAGAUACUAAUAAUCGUUUUAUAAAGAUCGGUUUUCGUGCGCUAGGUGGCACUUGUUGCAUUCAAACCCAUCUGUGAGCUGGUGGAUUAUUCCAAGAUAAAACAUUAACCGUUAUUAUUCAUCCCUUGUUUGAAGAUUUGCCUAUAUAUUACCAAAAUUAUUAGUGUUUUAAUACGUUAAGCCAUAGUUUAGUUAAUCCUAAAAUCUGUUUUUAAAAAAGUAGGCCUAUACCCACUGAAAGUUUUCGUAGGCGGUAUGCCUAUUAAGCACUCUCGCUACAACGCUUGUUACAAACUACAUUUGGUCAGAAGUGUCCUUUUUUACAAUUCCUACAGUCAUACUAAAACGAAUGUGUUCUAUUAGUUUGGGAAUAAAAGUCAAACUAUUUUCCGUACAGCAGGAAAAAAAAUAAAGAACUAAAUAUUUAUCUAUCUGCAUAAAAUAACGUUUUUCCUUUGCGUUGAAGUAAAGAUAUUCUUUUUGUAUCUUGCACUAUUUUUCAGUUGUCUUUCUGAGCAUGUUUUACAUUUCCAUAAGGGUCCCUCCUCCUCUGUGUUUAUAGCGCGCUCUCGGACAGCCGAGCGCUCAAAGUGAGACAGAAGUCGAGCGGACUUCACUGAGGACUCCACCUGUUUCAAAGGCUGAUGUGGCCAUGAACACACUUCCUGAAAAAGGAUGGCAUCUAAAUGUCAGUCUUCAGAUGCCCUGCCGCAAAACCUGACUGUUGGAACCAUGAUGUGGGAAUCGAACCUCUCCAAAUCUUCACAGGACGGCACUGGCAAGAGCGCCAGCUGUGGCUCUGUGUCCGUGUUUUUUCCCAUCACUAUGAUGAUCACUGGAAUGGUCGGAAACUCUCUCGCGAUGCUGCUAGUUUAUAGUGCAUACAGAAAAAAGGAAAAUAAAAGGAAGAAAUCGUUUCUGCUUUGCAUCGGCUCGUUGGCGUUGACUGAUCUUUUCGGCCAGCUGCUCACAAGUCCGAUUGUCAUUUCGGUGUACAGAGCAGAUCUGAAAUGGAAACGCGUGGAUCCUUCGGGAACUCUGUGCGCUUUCUUUGGGGUGUGCAUGACCACUUUUGGCUUGUGUCCUCUCUUUUUAGCCAGUGCCAUGGCCAUUGAGAGGGCCUUGGCCAUCACUGCUCCUCACUGGUACUCGCAAUACAUGAAAACUAACGUGACCAAGCAGGUUCUGGUCAUCAUCUGGUGCCUGCUUUUGCUUUUUGCCUUAUUGCCCAUUGCUGGGGUUGGAAAGUAUACUUUGCAGUGGCCUGGCACUUGGUGCUUUAUAAGUACAGGUGACAAGAACGUAACGGGAAAUACAUUUUUUGCCACGACUUUUGCGGCAUUGGGGAUAUUUUCUUUGCUGGUCACGUUGUCGUGUAAUGUUAUGACCAUCCGUGCUUUGGUUACGCGUUGCAGAACGAAGGCAACCUCGACCCAGUCAUCCAAGCAAUGGGAGAGGUUAACAACAGAGACUGUUAUUCAGUUGAUGGGCAUUAUGUGUGUGCUGUUGACAUGCUGGUCACCUCUACUGGUCCUUAUGUUGAAGAUGAUCUCAACCCACACAUCCUCGCAUCAAUGCAAUUCUGCUGCUGUAUCUCUCUCAUCCCAGGACUUACAGAUGGACUGUAACUUCUUUCUCACAGCCAUACGUCUGGCCUCCCUCAAUCAGAUUCUGGAUCCAUGGGUUUACCUGCUCCUGAGAGAGAUUCUCCUGAGGAAGUUCUGCCAGGUGGCCAGCGCUGUAUCCAAGUGCUCACUGGACACGCAGAAGGAAACUCAGUGUCCUCUAAAUAAAAAGGCCAUUCAGAAUGAUAAUGUUCACAAACAGUCCCUAAACAUGGAGAACAGUAACUUGAAUGGGGGAAAUGAGGAACAGUGACUUGAUAGUGGUCCAGAAUUUUACAAAAUGAGGAUAAAAUGGCAGUCACCCACAGUCAGAAUAAUAAUGAGCUGGAAAUUUUCCAGAUGUAUUUGUGGAUUGUUGUAUUGAUGUAGGGUGAUGUCAGCAUGCUACCACGCAAACGCGUCACUCUUGUGUUGUUGUCACAGUCAAAGAGAUUUUGCUCAUGGUUACUCAGCAAGCUUUGAAAUGCGACAAAAUGGCAAGACCUUAAAAUAAUUACAUAUGCAGGGUUCCCCACUCUUAUGGAAUCAUUUGAAAAUGUCACGCAUGUUACAAAUGGAAAUGAAUUGUUCAAAAGGUGUGGGAAUCCUGCAUAUACAACAGCAAUAUUAGCAAAUUUGAUUUGGAUAAACAAAAGCGAAAUCAUAGACUGAUGUUUGCCAGCUCCCAUGGAGACUGAUUAUUUUAAACUACAUUCAGUGUUGGUACUAUAGCAAAAUCCUUUUAUUCACCUGCCAACUGCAAGGAAAAAAUGAAGGAAUAGUUCUUGAUGCUAAUUUAUGAUCUGUUAUGUAACGUUUCAGAGCUGUUUAUUGUGCAGUAAAGCACUGAAUGAUCUCAAAUACUUUUCUCUAAAUUCCUCAUCCUCAUGGCUCAUUUUUAAACCUCUCAUAAACUCUAAAAUUCUCUUUAAACUUAUUGUGUGCAUUUCUCAAUGCCAAGCCUGCAGAGCUCUUUUUUAUGCUGGCAACUGUAAUAUUUAAUUGAAUUCCAUGCUUGAGUUUUUCAGUUGGAUUCCUGAGGGAAGUAAAGGUAAAAAUGCAAACUAACUUAAUAGUUUAGUGAGAUACUUUCUGGCCUAGGAACAGUCCAUUCAGAGUGUUCAUUUUAAUAGCCAAUUUUUGACUCCGAGUGCCUCAAGGUGCUACAUCUUUUUAUGUGCAAUAUUCUUGAUCAUAUCAAUUGCCAUCAUAAACCAAAAGACUUUCAAAUUCAAACUGAAGGCAAUUUCAACAGAUGAUGAUUAGUCAUUUGUGUAAACUGCUUUUUUUAUACCAGUUGUGGUCAGGAGGCUAUUAAAGCUUUGUUCUGUUCUUAUUUUGCAUCAUUUUAGGUAGUUUGACUUGAGAAAUAUUUAAUGACCGGUAUGACUGGCGCAGCUGUUUCAUAUUAUUCUCGGCUGAUAAGACUGCAUGCAGUAAUUUUUGUUUGUUGAAUUUUAAUUGAACAUACAUAAAUUAUUGGCAAGGAUGUUUGAGGUUGUUCUUUUAAUCGGGCCCUUCAGUUGCACAUAUGUAAUUAUGCAUCUUGCCAUGUGUGACUGAACAUCAUCUUAGCAUAUUAUAUGUUUGCACUGUGCAGUUGGUUAUUGUUUUAGAGAGGACCCAUGGAUCAUCAUUUAUGCUAAACUGCAGGUUAUAUUCAUGGCACUCUGCAAAUACGUUUGUGAUUUAUUAUACAAUAUUAGAAGGAAAAAGCGAAUUGUAUUUAAAGAAUAAUUAUGAUCAAUAAGAUUAUCAAAAAUAAUGUUUUAUAAUGCAUUCUCUUUGAAACCAGCUUAAAUCUCCAUGACACUAAAAAAAUGUUUGCGCCACCCUGCCGAUUAAAAGAAAAUGAGCGAGGAAGAUGCAAAAGCAGUGUCUAGGAAAAAAGGAAGAGGCAAUGUAAUGUAUUUUCCUGGAGGUCAGAGCUCUAUGAAAUCGGUGGAUGUGAAAAUGGCACCCAUGACCAGUAAAUACAUUUGGAAGAUUGCAUAAGGGAGUAAAAAAUUGCUAGUUUUCUGUUUCUACCAAAAAGAGCUUUUGGCAAAUCCAAAUAAUAACCUCAGAGAAACGUCAGAGAAAACUGUGAUUUCUGAUUGCUUUGGAAAUUAUGGUGUUUGCAAAAGUGCACAGUUGUCAGUGGGAACCGGAAUACUUUUGUAAAUGGAUUUAACAUUUGACAUAUGCUCCCAGGCAGCGAUUACAGAGUAAAAUUAAUGAAACUGACAUGAGACUUAAUUAAUAGUGAAAUGAAUGUGGCUCAGGCUGCACUGUCAGACACCUAGUCGUGCUUAACUUGCUGUUGUCUGCUUGGGAAGCUGCUGAAUAGGCCAAUGGAAAAUAGAAUGAUUGCAUAAUACUUCAUUACCAAAUUAAAAGUUCCAGUGUAUCCAUGAGUACAAAAGCAGGUCUCAACAGUGCAUUGAGGUGAUAAAGAACAUCUGACUUGUGACCAUUCAGUGCUUUCAGUAUAUGAAUAUGACUGAUUCCUAUUUAGUCCACAGUGGUACAGUCUACACUAAAGCUGUUCCGAGCAUUGUAUUUAUGUUGCCAAAGGCAUCUUAUCUGAGUUUCUUUCAUAUAGAAAGGUUUAUUCAUUAUAUUUUUCUCUCAUCACAUACUCGCCCUUACAAACCCAUUUUGUUUUAUUUUUGAAGGAGAGCUUUCAAGGUUCAAGUAUAAGCACAUCUGUUCGUCACACUAAACUAAUGUAUGGCUUCAGAGGAAAUAUAUAAUUAAUGCAAACAUUGUACGGACUACUUUCAUGUUGCUUUUGAGUCUCCUUUGAAGCUCCAGUCACUCUUCUUUGUAAUUUCAUGGAAAAAAACAUCCAUUCAUCCAUUUUCCAAACUGCUGCUGCUAUGUAGAGAUGGGGAAAAUGUACCCAUAAAUGUACCAGAGGAAAAAGAAAGUCAUAUGAGUUUGGAAUUGAUUCUUUCUUGUUAUUGUAUUAUUUAAUGCAGAGAUUUUCAUACAUUUUUAAUGUGUAAUUAAAUGUCAGUACUUCUUUAAGUGGAACUACAGAACAUAAUCAUAAUUCAUAUGUACAGGCAAUAAGAGCUACCAGGUAAUAUUUGCAUGUGAAACCACCAGCAGAUCAUUUUAAAUCAUAACCCACCUGUGAAUGUCCUAAUACCAGAUGCCAAAUCACGGAUGCCACGAAGUGUGGCAAGUCUGCAUUAUAAAUAACAGGGUUUCAUGAAUGUAUUUCGAGUUUUACAUUUAUUUAUUGUGUAAGACAACGUGUACAGCUCUGGGACUCCGUUCACAGCUAGAGCUGUCAUUAGGCUUGUAUCAACAGAUGGUCGUGGUGCUGCUUGUGUGUUUUUGAUAAGAAAUGUUUGCAUAUGCUUGCAACUGUUUGACAUGUCUACUAACUGCUCUGAUGUGCUUGCCUUGUAAUGGUGUUUCUAAAGUGUGUCAUUAUUUGAUUCUGUGCUGCUUGUGUUUUCCAUUCACUGGGAUGGACUGGGUUUCAUGCCAUUAUCAUAAUUUAAUCUGGUAGGGGGUUGGGGUAUACCAAAGUGCUUCUGUAAAAGUAAGCGCCCCAUCCACAUUUUGCACAAAUGGUUUGAAAUGGUUGCCACAUUUUCCAUCAGUUGUGUUGCUGAGGAAUUAUUUCAAAUUGCAGUUUUGUUCAGGAAAUUGUUCAAAUCAUUGUGUUCUCAUUAUAUAACUAAUACCAGUCACUGAUUCAGUCAGUGGAUACAUAAAUGUUCAUAGUUGUUAUUUGGCUAAAAGGGAGUCCAUCUAUAUAUUAACAUUAAAAAACAUUGUAAAAAAAAAAAAAUUGAGAGAUAAAAUAAAAAAUAAAGAACUCGGAUUGAAUUUAUUUAUCAAUAGUGUCUAACUGAAUGGAAACGAAGGCAGGUUUUAAGAUGCAUUUUUAAGUUGACUGGCUCUUAUUCCCCUUAAAGUGUUGUACCAAUGAGAGUUAAUUUAAAAGGACCAAAACUCAACAUUCUGUCAUUAUUUACUCACCCUCAUGUCUUUCUUGAAAUCCUGCUAGAUAAUGCCUUAGCUGUUUCACGCAAGAAAGAAAAUCAUGUGGGAUUGUAAAGACAUGAGGCAUUUUUAGGCAAACUAUUGCUUUUCAUUAACAUUACAAAUAAAACAAGCACUUGUAUAUAGAUAAUUAAAUGAAAGUUGUAUUUAUAUUCAGAUCUCUGGCUUAAAUGCUUGCUUGAAACUGGGUUGAAGUCCAUUGGUGGAGAUUUCAAGGGGUCGAACAACUCCUUGACAUUUUGUGCAGAAGUUCACAAUCAGACAAGACUUGUUGAUCAUGUCAUGACCACUAUUUAUGUACAAACGUAUCGCCUGUGCUAACAAUUUUUUGUGUUGUGACACAAAAGUUCACACAUCUCUGCAGGCAAAGAUAUUUAUGUCCUAUUUAUGCUUUGUACUUUCUGUUUUUAUGUUUUGUUUUGUUUUUUCUUUUUCUUCUUCUUAACUGUUUACACUUGAUGUGAUGAGAGCAUUUUCCAUUAAUUACAGAAUUGUGAUCAGCUUUGUAAUCAGAAUUGUUGUCUUUUGUUUCAGUGUUAAUGAGUUUGCCUUUGCUUCUGUAAUUGAAAACACAAGACAACAUGCCCUCUGGUCAUCUACCAGUCAAUUAGCAAUUGUUUAAUUUGUUCACUGCAAUCUAAAAUUAAAUGAGAUUUAAUGAGAUUAAAGGGGUCUCAUGGGUUGUUUCCAUAAAUAAUAACAUAAUUUGGAUAAUUAUUGUUAAUCUUCUCUCUAAAAGCAGUGUAGCUAAUAUACUUAGAUGUAUUAUAAAAUUCUCAAUGUUGAAUGCUUUUUAAAAACGUUAACAUUAUUUCUUGAUUAUUUAG
Onychostoma macrolepis is the source of this 6515-nucleotide messenger RNA. RefSeq names its product prostaglandin E receptor 3 (subtype EP3) (gene ptger3). The transcript has 2 exons. Gene Ontology annotation, biological process: positive regulation of cytosolic calcium ion concentration; phospholipase C-activating G protein-coupled receptor signaling pathway; inflammatory response. Bases 755 to 1957 code for a protein of 400 amino acids. Gene Ontology annotation, molecular function: prostaglandin E receptor activity. Gene Ontology annotation, cellular component: plasma membrane. The record is from RefSeq and is a predicted model, not a curated record. Lineage: Eukaryota; Metazoa; Chordata; Actinopteri; Cypriniformes; Cyprinidae.